CUCACGGUUGACGUUGUGGUUGACGUUGACAGAAGAUUUAGUAUAAUUUAUGGUAUAAUUAUCAGUAAACAUUUCUAAACAAAGUCCACAUUAUUUAUUUAAAUAAAAACUGAAAAAAAUGAAAGACGAUCAACCUGACCAAGGAACGAUACGAGAUCAUGUACUUCAACUAGUGAAACAAAAAGAAAAUAUAGAAAACGAAAUUAAAGAAUUAACUGGUAUUUUGACACAAAAUGGAGUCGGAAUGAAUGAUCCCCUUGUGGACAACGAAGGUUAUCCUAUUAAUUCGAUUGAUGUCUAUCAAGUGAGACAUGCUAGGCACCGAAUAAUAUGUUUACAAAAUGAUCACAAGGCUCUUAUGAAACAAAUAGAGAAUGGACUACAUGGUUAUUACACGGCUUCUUCCUCACAGAGUGGAAUGGAUACUCAACCAUUAGAUACAAGUCAGAGAAAUAUUGUUAUACACAAAGAUCCAUUUGCAAAAGUUACAAUAGUUAGUCAAGGAUCCCCAGCUGACUAUGCUGGAAUUCUUGUUAAUGAUGAGGUGAUCGAAUUUGGUUCAGUAAACUCCACAAAUUUCAAAACUAUAACAGAUAUAGCAACAGUAGUACAGCAUUCAGAGGGAAAUCAGAUCAAUAUUAAGCUAAAAAGAGGAGAAAGAUUUUUAACAGUGACUCUUAUACCUAAAAAAUGGUCGGGGAGAGGUUUGUUAGGUUGUAAUAUUGUAGCUCUAUAAAAAAUAUAAACAUUUUAUAAAAUAUAAUCUGAAAGUUACUUUUAUAAUAAUUUGUUAAAAAACAAUAGCUAUUAAACAUGCUUAACUACUUA
Sitophilus oryzae (rice weevil) is the source of this 828-nucleotide messenger RNA. RefSeq names its product 26S proteasome non-ATPase regulatory subunit 9. Gene Ontology annotation, cellular component: cytoplasm; nucleus. Bases 119 to 736 code for a protein of 205 amino acids. The transcript is spliced from 4 exons. Lineage: Eukaryota; Metazoa; Arthropoda; Insecta; Coleoptera; Curculionidae. Gene Ontology annotation, molecular function: protein binding. The record is from RefSeq and is a predicted model, not a curated record. Gene Ontology annotation, biological process: proteasome regulatory particle assembly.